AUGAGAAGGAAUAAAAAGAAGAGCACCAGGGCUAGGGCGUCCCCCGCAGGCGACGCGCAGGGACAUCACCCGGUCUCUGUGGAAAGUGGACGAGGGUUGUCGCAUCACGGGCGGGUGCGACAGAGUGAAGAGAUUUGUAUAGGAGGUGAUUUUAAUGGACAUGUAGGAGCUACAAAUGAGGGCUAUGAAAGGGUGCAUGGAGGGUGGGGGUAUGGCAAUCGUAAUGAUGAUGGAGACCAGUUGCUCCAAGCUGCGACUACCUUUAACCUGGCAGUGGCGAAUACGUGGUUCCAGAAACGGCCUGAACACCUUAUCACCUAUAAGAGUGGUAAUCACGCGACACAGAUCGACUACUUUCUGAUUAAGAGAAGUAAGUUGGUCUGUGUCAAAAACUGCGAAGUACUGCCGGGUGAAGCAUUGGUGACGCAGCAUAGACUGCUACUAAUGGACAUUACAAUCAGUUACAAGUACCUAAGGAGAAAAAACCGUCUCUCGCCAAAAAUUAGAUGGCGUAUGCUAGAGACAGAUGAGUAUGCUGGUCGAUUUAGGGAAAUAAUGAUAGAAAACAUCUUGGAAAUGAAGGAUAUGAAAGAGAAAUCUGCGAAUGAUUGUUGGGAUGAAAUGGCAAAUAGUGUCAGGAAGACAGCUAAGGCUGUGCUCGGCGAAUCAAAAGGGAAAGGUAUAAUUGACAAGGAUACAUUGUCAUGGUGGUGGAAUGAGAAUGUACAGAGAGAAUUGAAAGAAAAAAAGAAUGCAUUCAAAAAGUGGCAACUAGAAAGAGGUAAUGAAAGUGAGAGGCAAGCUAGGAAGAAUGAGUAUAGAGAAUGUAAGAAAAAGGCCACUAAAGCGGUUGCUAUAGCCAGGUCUGACGCUCAGAAACGGUUGUAUGCCGCUUUAGAUGGACCUCGUGGACAAAAGGAACUUUACCGUAUUACAAGAGCUAGAGAAGAAAGAGCGAAAGAUAUUAAGCAUGUCAGAUGUAUGAAAAAUGAGACAGGUAAAGUUUUAAUGAGAGAUGACGAAAUAAAAGAGCGCUGGAAGAUAUAUUUUGAAAAAUUAAUGAAUGAGGAGAACGACUGGAAUAGAGUGAUUAAUAGGAAGCCAGAGAACGUCGGACUUGUGAAUGAGAUUAGUAUGUAUGAAGUUAGAGAAGCAGUGAGAAGUAUGAAAAGCGGAAAAUCGGAAGGACCAGACGGUAUACCAGUGGAAGUAUGGAAGAUAUAA
Bombyx mori (domestic silkworm) is the source of this 1224-nucleotide messenger RNA. RefSeq lists its product as uncharacterized. The transcript has 2 exons. Gene Ontology annotation, biological process: chromatin remodeling. Bases 1 to 1224 code for a protein of 407 amino acids. NCBI's taxonomy places the organism in Eukaryota, Metazoa, Arthropoda, Insecta, Lepidoptera, Bombycidae. Gene Ontology annotation, cellular component: nucleus. The record is from RefSeq and is a predicted model, not a curated record.